UUGAGCCCACCAACCCUAUCGAACAGAGUACAGUCUGUACACAACGACUCCAUUGUGACCUACCCCUCACAGCGCCUCUCUCCCCUUUCCUCCACCUCCGCCGCCGGCCUACAUUCCGGCAAACUCAGGUCACUACCCGUCCUGCCGACCAUCUCCCCGGAAUCCCCUUACCCCUCUCUCCCUCAAACCUCGUGGAACCACAAAGCCGCACCUCCAGUAGAAACCCUAGCGCAAGAUCCCGCCUGUUCACAGCGGAGCAGGACGGUCCAUGGCGACUGCGUCUCCGGCUGCGGGAGGUGGUGACCAUGCUCGGCGACCGGAUUCACUGCGCGGGGCUAAAAGCCCCGGCCUUCACCGACGCCGAUGUUCCCUGACCCCAGGACCGCCGACAACCGCGCGCGGGCGCCACGGAUGGCCCGAGCUACGACCUACCCUCACCGCGUUCAUCAUCGGGCUGCCUCCACUGUACGACAGCACCCAUGCCCAAGACAACAAAGAAGAUUGUGUUGAAGCUUCAGUAUCAGAGCUGCAAUCACUACUCUCAGCACGCGAUGAAGAGGUACAAGCACUUUGAGAUCGGUGGAGACAAGAAGGGCAAGGGAACCCUCUCUCUUCUAAUUUGAUGAAAUUCAUGUUGCCCAACUCCCAAAUUGUCUGCCAAAAGUUACCAUUAAAAAUGUUUUUAUUUUAUUUCUCUAGUGAGAUGCAUCUUCUGGAAUACCUUAUGCUUUGCAUUUGUACCAACUUGUUCUUUGUUAUCUUCUCCAUACAUAAGCUGAUCGGUUAAUGCCAUCUGUUCUGAAUUGAAGUGACUAACAGGGUUUCUGUUGAUACAGCGUUCUCUUAGCGGCCUAGUGGUUAAGCAGCAGUAGAAGCAACGUUGUAUUCUAUCAGUGUUAUUCGUUUCAGUACUAGCUUUCUAAUUGUAAUACCAGCUGGCCAUAUUACUAAAUACUAAAUGCAAUUUUUAUAACUUGGCAUUUCUACUAUUGAAACUGGAGACCUUAGCAUGGCCACCUCUUAGUUUUGGCGCAUCGUUGCUAUGAACAUAAGAUUUUAUGUGGUCCUCAUACAUGUUACUAAGUACUUGCUGUUUAGUUAGUAAUUCAUAGGGUACAUCUGAAUAGCUGUGUGCACCAUCUGCCCACUUCUCUGUUGCUCUUGUCGUGAUGCAUAUUGUAAUAAUGUGUUAUGCACACUACAGUAGCGGAAACCUUGCUUUUAAGUUAAUCCAGCAGUGAAAAUUGUGGUCAUUUCUAAAGAGAUGUGUAUUGGUUGCGGUAUUUGCAUUAAGGUAUGCCUGUAACUUUAUACGGCUAUUCAGAUGUAUAAUUUAACUAAGUGUUCUCGCUUCUGUAAUCGUUGUUGCAGAAAUUUGGAAAAAGAUACUACCCAUCGCUAUGGACCAAAUACCUUUAAUUUGCACAUGUACCUUUUCUACAAUCAGAGAGCUUAUGAAACCCAAUAGAAGAUGGCCUAGUUUGUCUAAACUUGUACUAUUUUAUCUGUAUGUUUGAUAAACUGGCUUGAAGCCAUCCGUGUUGAAGUACUAAUCAACACUUGCAAGGUGCCUGUUCCAAGACCUGAUCAAGUUUUGUCCUUUGUUGGAACCAACGGAAUUGGGAAGUUAGCUGCACUUAGUGUUGGCUUGAUUUUUACUAAUGGACCUGAUCAUGCAACUUGUUGACUUGUUUCUUAUGAGAGGGCCUGGAGAGGGCGUGGAGGUGUGGAGAGGCCCUGGAUCUCGAGGUUGGAAGCCCUGUUUGCCCAGAAGUUUGGACUGAUAAGUUGCCUGCUGUAGUGAUAUGGUCCUGUUGUGGGUUCAUUUUGGGCUAUAUUCAGUUGGCAGCUUUUGAUGGCUGUGGUAAUAUUGUAACUGAAUUGAAUUUCUUGUAUUCUCCAGUUUUGAUUAAAUUAUUUGUUGUUUAAUUACUGUUA
This is a messenger RNA of Lolium perenne, 1938 nucleotides long. Lineage: Eukaryota; Viridiplantae; Streptophyta; Magnoliopsida; Poales; Poaceae. The record is from RefSeq and is a predicted model, not a curated record.